UGCAGCUGCAGUCAUGGAGUACAUGGCAGGGCCUGCGGCGCCCACCCAGGGAAACAUCCUCUGCUGCCAGUGUGGUAUGCCCAUUCCGCCCAACCCGGCCAACAUGUGUGUGGGGUGUCUGCGGGCCCAAGUGGACAUCACCGAGGGCAUCCCUAAGCAGGGCACCCUCCACUUCUGCAAGCAGUGCGAAAGGUAUCUUCAGCCUCCAGGAACCUGGAUCCAGUGUACCUUAGAAUCAAGAGAGCUUCUUGCUUUGUGUCUUAAAAAAAUUAAAGCUUCACUGAGCAAGGUCCGGCUGAUUGAUGCAGGCUUUAUUUGGACUGAACCUCAUUCUAAGAGGCUGAAGCUGAAAUUGACUGUUCAGAAAGAGGUGAUAAAUGGAGCAGUUCUUCAGCAAGUAUUUGUGGUGGAAUAUAUAGUGCAGUCUCAAAUGUGUGAAGACUGUCAUAGGAUUGAAGCUAAAGACUUCUGGAAAGCUGUAGUGCAAGUCAGACAAAAGACUCUGCAUAAGAAGACUUUCUACUACUUGGAGCAGCUGAUUUUAAAACACAGGCUUCAUCAAAAUACGCUUCGCAUCAAAGAAAUCCAUGAUGGCCUGGAUUUCUAUUAUUCUUCAAAGCAACAGGCCCAGAAGAUGGUAGACUUUCUUCAGUGUACCGUUCCAUGUAGAUCAAAGUCAUCCCAACGUUUGAUCUCACAUGAUAUUCAUAGUAAUGUCUACAAUUACAAAAGCACUUUCUCUGUGGAAAUAGUUCCAAUAUGCAAGGACAGUGUUGUAUGCCUGUCACCAAAACUGGCACAGAGCCUUGGGAACAUGAGCCAGAUCUGUGUGUGCAUUAGAGUAACAAGUACCAUUCACCUCAUCGAUCCUAGCACUCUGCAGAUUGCUGAAAUUGAUGGGAAUACCUACUGGCGCCACCCUUUCAAUAGCUUGUUCCAGCCCAAACAACUGGAGGAAUUUAUCAUUAUGGAUAUCAGUCGGGUUCAAGAAAAGAAAAAAGGUGCAGGUGCAGGAGCAAGAUCCAACAAGCACACGCUGGCUGAAGCCUGGGUACAGAAAACCUCGGAGUUGAAUACGGAUCAUCAGUAUUUCUGCUGUACCCACUUGGGGCACAUUCUGAAUCCCGGCGACCUUGUCUUAGGAUUCGACUUAGCGAACUGCAACUUAAAUGACGAGUUUGCCAAUAAGAUGAACCCACGCAAUAUUCCUGAUGUGGUACUAAUAAAGAAGAGCUAUGAUCGUACCAAACGCCAGCGUCGCAGAAACUGGAAGCUGAAAGAGCUGGAAAGGGACAGAGAAGGCAUGAAUACAGACGAUGAAAGACAAUACCAAGACUUCCUUGAAGAUCUCGAAGAAGAUGAAGCCAUAAGGAAGAAUGUCAACAUCUACAGAAAUGCAGAUGUUCCAGUGGAGAGUGACACGGAUGAGGAUGGUCCUCCACGAAUCAGUCUGGCUGAAAUGCUAGAGGAUCUCCAUAUCUCCGAGGAUGCCACUGGUGGAGAGGGAGCAAAUAUGAUGACAGAAUAAGAAUAGUGCAUUAGUCAAUGCAAUAAAUAUUCCCUUGCUAAGGAAAACAUACCUAAAACACAUAAACUGAUCACAUGAACAUGCAAAGUGAUGUGAUAACUACUGCUAUACCCCUAAGUAAUGGGCCUAAAUUAAUAUUUUAUAUAUAUCUUCUAGAAAAUCAGCAAUUUAAGUUAAAUUUCUGGUGCAGGCAUGGCAAUAUAAGCUCCACAUGCUCUUCCCUUCCCGGUGAGCUCUGUCCUUGAAACUUCAGCAGUGUAAAGGUCAGCUGACUAACAUCAGAGUUAUCCACUGGGAGUAAUCAGUUGUCUUAUGCUGAAGACAACUGAUAAAGAAGGAUGUCCAGAGAGAUUUCAUUCUUCCUUGCCAGAUUUGUAGGUAGGAUACCUACCUACUGUUUACUGCCUUAAUUUCUUCAUGUGGGAAGGAUUUUUCCUGUCUUAAUCUUUUUGGAACGAUGGUUGAAGCAUGUUAUGAUACAGAUUUUUUUUCCAUACAACAGUGUGUUGGGGAAGCUCAAAAAUGUAGCUUCUAUUCGUUCGGUGAAGGAACUCCUAAGUUCCAUGUUGUGUACACACAAAAAAACUUCCCUGUAGAUUGACAGAAGAUGCAGCCCUUGAUGAGAGAAAUUGGAGACUUCUGUUGAGUGUGAUGAAUGUUGUACUAUAUUCCAUGCCUGUAUGAGUGGAUUAAAGCAAUAUGCAUGAUGUCUAAUUAAUACAUCAGGCAUGAACUAUUAAAAAGCUCCAUAGAUA
Neopsephotus bourkii (Bourke's parrot) is the source of this 2283-nucleotide messenger RNA. RefSeq names its product NMD3 ribosome export adaptor (gene NMD3). The transcript has 15 exons. The coding region runs from base 14 to 1528 and encodes 504 amino acids. Gene Ontology annotation, cellular component: cytoplasm; nucleus. NCBI's taxonomy places the organism in Eukaryota, Metazoa, Chordata, Aves, Psittaciformes, Psittacidae. The record is from RefSeq and is a predicted model, not a curated record. Gene Ontology annotation, molecular function: ribosomal large subunit binding. Gene Ontology annotation, biological process: ribosomal large subunit export from nucleus.